Molecule: messenger RNA, 480 nt
Organism: Candidula unifasciata
Lineage: Eukaryota; Metazoa; Mollusca; Gastropoda; Stylommatophora; Geomitridae
Source: the annotation of a GenBank genome assembly
AUGGCAACCAAAACAGAUGGGCUGACGCACCAGCUCUCUGCAAUAUUAUGUCUAUUAUCAGUUAACACCGUUAGUGCUUAUUACUGUGAUAAUGACAAAUGUACAGAGGAAGAAUACUGCUGUGGUGACAACAUGUGCUGUCCAUCAUACAAAGUUUGGGACCUUUGGUAUUUCUGGUGCGGUGUGCUCUUCUUUUUGUUUCUUCUGUCCAUAUGUGCUUGUCUGUGGAGGUACAGAAUUCUGUCCACUAGUGGUGCCAUUGUUAAUGAUUACAGUUACACAACUCUCAAGGAAGAUGGAGCAGUGAGAAUGUAUCCAGAUAUUGCAGCAGCGGGAAGAUACGUGUCCGGCAGUAACACCAUAUAUACACCAUCUGUCAGAUCACCACCUCCGUAUUCUCAUGUCUCGGCAGGGAGCUUUAAAAUAGCUACUGCACCUCCUUCUUAUGCACAGAUUGUUGGAGUGAGAGAGUUUAAUUGA